AUGGGCCUAGCAAGCCCUUGGUCGAAUACAAAUCAUGCUAACAACUUAGAUGGCGAAGCCUUGGAUGGGGCAGAGGGAGCCCCCCCUCCUGCCCCAUCACAAUUGGGGGCCGUUGUUGACGACCAUGCUAUGGAUGCGGACCAGGUGAUAUGGGUGCCUUUCGAAGCUUUCUCCUGUCAGCGGUGUCUCCAGCAGACUGUCAGGAACUUUCAAAUGCUUUCGCUUAGCGAAACAAAAGUCCACCUGAGAAAAGAGCACCCAAAGGUCAAGGUGGACUACGCCUGCAGGUUAUGCAGGCGCGUGCGAGGCAAGCAGAGGGCGGUAGCAGCGUACGCAAGAAAGUGUCGUGGGAAACAAGCCUAA
This is a messenger RNA of Phaedon cochleariae (mustard beetle), 363 nucleotides long. The record is from the annotation of a GenBank genome assembly. Lineage: Eukaryota; Metazoa; Arthropoda; Insecta; Coleoptera; Chrysomelidae.